UGGAAACUGGAGCUUCUCACUUCCAACGCUACUACAACUUUCUAGUAAGCACCAGCACCAGCACCAGCACCAUCACCAUCACCAUCACGCUCUGCUUUGAAUCUGCCUCUUCUGCCAUAUAUAUAGAAUAGAGAUUCGGUAGGUACCCUGUUAACGGAAAUGGAGUGGAAUCUGGGGGAUCACCCGAAGCUGCCAAAGGGUAAGACCGUUGCAGUGGUGGUGUUGGAUGGGUGGGGUGAAGCUCCUCCCAAUCCCUACAAUUGCAUCCAUGUCGCCUCCACUCCCACCAUGGAUUCUCUCAAAAAGGGUGCCCCCGACAGGUGGAGAUUAAUUAAGGCUCAUGGACCAGCCGUAGGGCUUCCGACUGAUGAUGAUAUGGGAAACAGUGAAGUUGGUCACAAUGCUCUCGGUGCUGGACGCAUAUAUGCUCAAGGAGCAAAGCUUGUUGACCUUGCACUUGCCUCUGGAAAAAUUUAUGAAGGAGACGGUUUUAAGUACAUUAAGGAAUGUUUUGAAACCGGUACAUUACACCUCAUUGGUUUACUGAGUGAUGGGGGUGUUCACUCCAGGAUUGAUCAGUUGCAGUUGCUACUGAUAGGUGCUAGUGAGCGCGGGGCUCAGAGAAUCCGAGUCCACAUACUUACUGAUGGCCGUGACGUGUUGGAUGGUACAAGUGUAGGCUUUGUGGAAACUCUUGAGAAUGAUCUCGCAAAUUUACGGGAGAAAGGUGUCGAUGCCAAGAUUGCAUCUGGUGGUGGUCGAAUGUAUGUAACAAUGGAUCGUUAUGAGAAUGAUUGGGAGAUUGUUAAGCGUGGAUGGGAUGCACAAGUUCUAGGUGAAGCGCCAUACAAAUUCAGGAGUGCUGUUGAGGCUGUUAAGAAACUGAGAGAGCAACCUGAUGCUAAUGAUCAGUAUUUACCUCCUUUUGUAAUUGUUGACAAAAAUGGGAAGCCUGUGGGCCCAAUUGUGGAUGGCGAUGCAGUUGUGACUUUCAACUUCCGUGCAGAUCGCAUGCUUAUGAUUGCCAAAGCACUUGAAUAUGAAGACUUCGAUAAAUUCGAUAGAGUUCGGUAUCCAAAAAUCCGCUAUGCUGGAAUGCUUCAGUAUGAUGGAGAGUUAAAGCUUCCUAGCCACUACCUUGUUUCUCCUCCAGAGAUAGAGAAGACUUCCGGUGAAUAUUUGGUGCAUAAUGGUGUCCGAACUUUCGCUUGCAGUGAGACCGUUAAAUUUGGUCAUGUUACUUUCUUCUGGAACGGAAAUCGGUCUGGGUAUCUUAAACGAGAAAUGGAAGAAUAUGUGGAAAUUCCAAGUGAUGUUGGAAUUACAUUCAAUGUCCAACCAAAGAUGAAGGCUUUGGAGAUUGCUGAGAAGGCCAGGGAUGCUAUACAUAGCCACAAAUUCCACCAGGUACGGGUUAAUCUGCCAAAUGGUGACAUGGUGGGUCAUACAGGUGACAUUGAGGCCACUGUUGUGGCUUGUAAAGCUGCUGAUGAUGCUGUGAAGAUAAUCCUUGAUGCCAUCAAGGAGGUGGAAGGAAUAUACGUUGUCACUGCCGAUCAUGGCAAUGCAGAGGACAUGGUGAAGAGGAACAAGAAGGGGGAGCCUCUUCUCGACAAGAAUGGCAAUGUUCAAAUACUUACAUCUCACACUGUCCAUCCUGUGCCUAUCGCGAUUGGAGGUCCCGGAUUGCCGCCAGAGGUGAGAUUUCGCAGAGAUCUUCCCGAUGCUGGGCUGGCAAAUGUGGCUGCCACCGUGAUGAAUCUCCAUGGCUUUGAGGCUCCUACUGACUACGAGCCGACUCUUAUCGAGGUUGAUGGUAAAUAGGUCUUCAAGCACUAACAGUUUUGCUUGCUUUGUGGAUGAAUGCUACAGCUUUGUGUUACUUGUUUCAAGUUAUUUGAAGUUAAAUUUCUUCCUCUCUCUUUGUCUGUGACAGUUUUGUUUUGUUAUUAAGAAUGUCUCUGCUUGGAGUCGCAAUGUGGUUGCUCUAACUUUGAUAUUUUAUUUAUU
Molecule: messenger RNA, 2010 nt
Organism: Diospyros lotus (date-plum)
Lineage: Eukaryota; Viridiplantae; Streptophyta; Magnoliopsida; Ericales; Ebenaceae
Product: 2,3-bisphosphoglycerate-independent phosphoglycerate mutase-like
Exons: 9
Coding region: 160-1824 (554 amino acids)
Biological process (GO): glucose catabolic process
Cellular component (GO): cytoplasm
Molecular function (GO): manganese ion binding
Source: RefSeq, a predicted model, not a curated record